AUGGCACUGAGCAAUAAUGUUAUUGGUGCUAUCAACUUUGUUGCCAUGCUUCUCUCCGUUCCAGUCAUAGGUGCUGGGAUUUGGCUAGCAAUGGAACCAGACAACUCUUGUGUCAAGAUUCUACAAUGGCCUGUCAUUAUUUUGGGAAUACUAAUCUUGAUAGUAGCUCUUGCAGGCUUUGUAGGAGGUUUUUGGAGAAUUCCAUGGCUCCUUGUUUUUUAUCUCAUUGCCAUGCUCAUCCUUAUAAUAUUGCUUGCAUGUCUAGUGGUUUUUAUCUACAUGGUCACUGUUAGGGGCUCAGGCCACCUUGAACCAAGCAGAGCCUACUUGGAGUAUCAUCUUGAUGAUUUUUCAGGUUGGCUUCGCCGAAGGGUUCAGAGUUCAUAUAAGUGGGAUCGGAUAAGAAGCUGCCUUAGCUCAACUAACAUGUGUGCUGAGUUGAAUCAGAGAUAUCGCAUGGCUCAAGAUUUUUUCAAUGCUCAUAUUAGCCCCUUACAGUCAGGAUGCUGUAAGCCACCAACCCAAUGCGGGUAUACGUUUGUGAAUCCAACGUAUUGGAUUAGUCCCAUUAACAAUGCUGCGGAUAUGGACUGCCUGCAAUGGAACAACGAUCAAAAUCAACUUUGCUACGGUUGCGAUUCAUGCAAGGCCGGAUUAUUGGCUAAUUUGAAGAAGGAAUGGAGAAGGGCAGAUAUUAUAUUGCUCAUUACUCUUGUUGCUUUAAUAUGGGUAUACUUGAUAGGUUGCUGUGCUUUUAGGAAUGCCAAAACAGAAGAUUUAUUUCGCAGAUACAAGCAAGGUUAUACAUAG
This is a messenger RNA of Dovyalis caffra, 810 nucleotides long. The record is from the annotation of a GenBank genome assembly. NCBI's taxonomy places the organism in Eukaryota, Viridiplantae, Streptophyta, Magnoliopsida, Malpighiales, Salicaceae.